GUGCCCGGGAUGUUGGGCCCCCGCGGCGUGACGCGAGCACGGCGGCUCCGCCCCCUGCGUCUCUGGCCUCGCUGGCCUUGGGGGGAUGGUUUCAUCAUGGCGUCAAUGCAGUUUCAGGGUUUUGGAUGCCUUCUUCUGACUUCUGAGGGCACUGGGCGUGCAUGAUGCUAUGAAACGACUACAAAAAGAACUGUUGGCUUUGCAAAAUGACCCACCCCCUGGAAUGACUUUAAAUGAGAAGAGCGUUCAGAAUUCAAUCACACAGUGGAUCGUAGACAUGGAAGGUGCACCAGGUACCUUAUAUGAAGGGGAAAAAUUUCAACUUCUGUUUAAGUUUAGUAGUCGAUAUCCUUUUGACUCUCCUCAGGUCAUGUUUACUGGUGAAAAUAUUCCUGUCCAUCCUCAUGUGUAUAGCAAUGGUCAUAUCUGUUUAUCCAUUCUAACAGAAGACUGGUCCCCAGCGCUCUCAGUCCAGUCAGUGUGUCUUAGCAUUAUUAGCAUGCUUUCCAGCUGCAAAGAAAAGAGACGACCGCCAGAUAAUUCCUUUUAUGUGCGAACAUGUAACAAGAAUCCAAAGAAAACAAAAUGGUGGUAUCAUGAUGAUACUUGUUGAUGCCACUGUUAUCAUCCUCGUAGCAGAAGAUAGUCCUACUGAGAAAAUGAGCACUUUGAUCAUUCAGUCUUUGAACUUUAACCUUUGACUGGAAGUGACCUAUAGGCAAUGAAGACUACUUCCUUUUACUGCAUUUUUACUCGUGUGCAUUCUGGGCGCAUGUUGAUCGCUGGCUCAGUCCAGGCAACUGACAUGCUUUUAUAUUAGUCAUACAGUAUUAAUGCAGGUGUCAGGAAAUGUCAAAUAUAAUUCCAUUUUUUAUUUUUAUUUUUUUAAGCUUUUGGAAAAGUUCCAGGUCCUCAUGUAUUGUGCAAUAACAGUGACUUCCUCGGUGGUUUGGGGACGUUCAUUGCCGGCAAUGGACGUUGAUACAGGAAGAGUUUUCUUAACUCCUGCCACUUGGUGAUUAAUGCAUGAUAGGGCCUAUGAAAUGAAUUUAUCGGUUAUUGUGGGAUUAUAAGGAAAGUGAGGGAUCCAACAUUACAUUGAAAGUCACCCCAACCGUUUAUAUUUGGAUUCUAUGCACUGUGAUCCUAAGGCUAACAGCAUGAAAUAACAUGCAUCUUUAAAGGACCGUAAGAAAGAUCAUUGCGUAUUUAUUUAAUUGUUUAUAUCUGCUGUCAAAUUGUUUUGACAUGGAAAGUUUUCAAGGAACAUUGGCAGAGAGGUACAAUAUGUUAUCCCUAUGGUGAAAAUAAAUUCAUUUGUUGUACAUAGUCCUCAAUCUCUGAAGUAAAGGUGUGAAUAAUAUAGGGUGUGAAUGGUUUAACCAAGGCUUUAUUUUGGAAGUAAAAAAAAAAAAACACGGCAGUGAUGCUUAAGUUACCGCCAUCCAUUAUUUGGGCCUGUUAUUUUUCCCCAGUAUGUUACACUCUGUUACUUCCUGCUAGCCAUCAGCAUGAGCCCUAUGCCUAAACACUAUUUCUUUAUUUAUGUUUGGAAUCCAUGAACAUUUUUGUUUGUAAUCUUGUUUCUUUUGUUACAUUUUAAGUUGUUUGAAUGUUACAGUACUUUAAUUGAAAGACUUUUGUCAAGUU
Messenger RNA from Peromyscus eremicus (cactus mouse), 1650 nucleotides. RefSeq names its product ubiquitin conjugating enzyme E2 W (gene Ube2w). The record is from RefSeq and is a predicted model, not a curated record. The transcript is spliced from 7 exons. The coding region runs from base 170 to 613 and encodes 147 amino acids. Lineage: Eukaryota; Metazoa; Chordata; Mammalia; Rodentia; Cricetidae.